This is a messenger RNA of Phragmites australis (common reed), 1356 nucleotides long. Its product is annotated as probable xyloglucan galactosyltransferase GT19. The transcript has a single exon. Bases 1 to 1356 code for a protein of 451 amino acids. NCBI's taxonomy places the organism in Eukaryota, Viridiplantae, Streptophyta, Magnoliopsida, Poales, Poaceae. Gene Ontology annotation, molecular function: glycosyltransferase activity. The record is from RefSeq and is a predicted model, not a curated record.
AUGGCGCGCGCUCUUCGCAACCUUCUCCUCCUCCUCCUCCUCCUCUCCAUCAUCAUCAUUGCCGUCUCCGCCGCCUCCCAUAGCCCGGACCCCUGCGCCGGCCGCCGCAUCCACGUCCGCCGCCUCCCCGCGCACUUCAACACCCAACUCCUCCGCUACUGCGCCACCGCGUUCCCGCUCGCCGACCCCGACUCCACCCCCGACUGCGCCUCGCUCGCAAACCACGCCCUCGGCCCACGCACCCACAACCGCACCCGCUCCUGGUACCGCACCGACGGCCGCCUCCUCGAGCCAUUCUUCCACCGACGCAUCCUCGAGCGCGACUGCCUCGUUCACCGCCCUGCCCUCGCCGACGCCGUCUUCGUCCCCUACUACGCCGCCCUCGACGCCCUUCCCUACAUGCUCGACCCCGCGCUCCUCAACUACUCCGCCCUCCACGGCCUGCCACUGGCGCAGUUCCUCGAGCGCGACCGGCCGCAGGUGCUGGCGCGCCACCAUGGCCACGACCAUUUCUUCGUCCUCGCGGGGCCCGCCUGGGACUACUCUCAGCCGCUCGACACGGACCCCAGGAUGUGGGGCACCACGUCGCUGCUCCGCCGACCGGACUUCGACAACUUCACCAUCCUCACACUGGAGUCGCGCGCGUGGCCGUGGCAGGAGCAUGCCAUCCCGCACCCGACCUCCUUCCACCCGGCGUCGCUGCCGCGCCUGCAGGCGUGGCUCUCCCGCGCGCGCCGCUCCCGCCGCACCACGCUGAUGCUCUACGCCGGCGGCAUCUCCAAGCCGUCGCGGCCCAACAUCCGCGGCUCGAUCCUCGCCGAGUGCGCGAACCGCACGGGAGCGUGCACCAUCGUAGACUGCUCCGGCGGCGCGUGCGCGCUCAACCCCAUCAUGUACAUGCGGCCGAUGCUCAAGGCCAAGUUCUGCCUGGAGCCGCCGGGGGACACGCCGUCGCGGCGGUCGACGUUCGACGCCAUCGUCGCCGGGUGCGUGCCUGUGUUCUUCGAGCACGCGGCGGCGAGGCUGCAGUACGGGUGGCACCUGCCCCCUGGGAAGUACGAUGAGUUCUCGGUCACCAUACCCAAGGAGUCGGUGGUUCAGGGGGGCGUCAAGAUCGCGGAGGUGCUCGCGGCGGUGCCGGAUGCCGAGGUGGCCAGCAUGCGGGCGCGCAUGCUGGAGAUGGCGCCGAGGGUGGUGUACCGGCGGCACGGGAGCACGGCGGACCUGAGGGAGGCGAGCAAGGACGCGGUGGACCUCGCCGUGGAGGGCGCGCUCCGGAGAAUACGGAGGCGGGUGCACGCACUGGAGGACGGCGAGCCGGACGCCAUCUACUCGCUGGACGACGAUGACGAUUGA